UGGAGUCGAGCUGAGAAUCGCGCUCUGCUCGUGCACAAAUGCCGAAAACGGUACGCAGGGGCCAUUAGUAUUGAUCGUUUCCAAAGGGCGCCCGACGCAAGCACUUGGUAAGUAAGGGCAGCACCUAACAUGGGCCGCGUCCACGCCCAGAAGCUCGGCGCCUACUGGCUGACAAGCGUCGGAAGCCUCGCGAUGCAGUACUCCUUCAGCGUCAUCUUCGUCGACCUGCUCGUGGCCUUCGAUUCCACAAGAGCGGCCACCGCGGCGGUCGGUAGCCUCAGCGCGGGCUUGAUGGACGGCUUCGGCGUGAUCUCAGGGAGGGCCAUCGCGCGCCGCGGCGAGGUCGUCUGCGGUUCACUCGGCGCGCUCCUGUCCGGCCUCGGGUUGAUCGCGUCGAGCCAGUGUCAAACGCUCUGGCAGCUGUACGUGACGUACGGGAUUGUUCUGGGCGUGGGCCAGUCCCUAGGGCUCUACAGCGGCGUGAUUGCGUGCAACAAGUGGUUCCCCGAGAACACGGCGCUCGCGUCCGGCUUCGCUAAUAGUGGAGCGGGCGUCGGGCCCUUCGCGAUCCCGUUUCUGUGGGCCGCGCUUAAAAGAGAGACGGGUGGUUGGCGCGGGGCGCUGGCGGCGCUCGGGGCCAUGGUCUUCGCCGUGCUCUUCGCCGGCGCGCUGGGCCUCGCGCCGCCGCCGCCAUCGUCGGAGAAGCGCGCGCCCGUCUCUCCCAUCGCGGUGAGCGCCGUGCCGGGCGUCCGGCGGCUCAUGCGCACGACCUUUAUUUUCGGGUUCGGCUUCUGGAUUCCCGCGGUCCACAUCGUGCGCUACGGCCUGGACCGCGACCUGUCGCGGCGGCGCGCGGAGAGCCUUUUGUUGUACCUGGGCGCCGGCGCGCUGACGAUGCGGGUCCCCGUCGGCGCGCUGGCGGACCGAUGUGGCAGGAGCCGCGUCUACAGCGCGGUCUGCCUCACGUACGCCGUGGCCCUCGCGCUCACGCCGGUCUGGGAGCGCUCCUACGAGGGGCUCGCCGUCUUUUCGUUCCUCUGCGGCUCCUGCAUCGGCUCGUUGCUGUCGCUCUCGGCGACGCUCGUCGUCGACGUGGCCGAAGUCAGCGACCCGGACGCGCUGGCUCGCGCCUCGGGCCUCAUCUGCGCGUUUUUGGGUAUAGGCGGGACGCUGGGCCCUGUGAUUGCGGGCGCGUUCUACGAUGCGUACGAGACGUACCUGCCGGGCUUUAUUUUUGGUGCUUGCGCGCUCGCGCUCGCCGCGAUUUCGGUGCACGUCGAGGCAAGGCCGCCCGACGAGGCCACUACCACGUCUGUUGUUGUCUAAAACACACUA
Molecule: messenger RNA, 1335 nt
Organism: Pelagomonas calceolata
Lineage: Eukaryota; Pelagophyceae; Pelagomonadales; Pelagomonadaceae
Source: the annotation of a GenBank genome assembly